Messenger RNA from Camellia sinensis, 2448 nucleotides. Its product is annotated as protein CYPRO4. Lineage: Eukaryota; Viridiplantae; Streptophyta; Magnoliopsida; Ericales; Theaceae. Gene Ontology annotation, cellular component: cytoplasm; nucleus. The record is from RefSeq and is a predicted model, not a curated record. Gene Ontology annotation, molecular function: protein binding.
CAACGCAACGCGAAGUGGUUACCGCCGUUAAACGCGGUUGCUCCAAUCCCCUGAAUUUAACACUUUCACUUCAAACCUCACAAUUUCACUUUCAUUCAAAUCUUCAAUUUUCUUCGAAUUUAAUUCCCAAAUCUCUCUCUCUCUCUCUCUCUCUCUCUCUGGAAAUUUGAAUCAAACAAAAAUAAAAUGGGAGGAUCACAGAGUCGCGAAGGCUUAGAUCUCUCAGACUACGAAGACGACGACGAAGAAGAAGAGCACAGCGAAGACCAAAACGACGACGCUCAAGACCACGACGACGAUCGACACCAAUCCAAGCCCCAGACCUCUUUCGGAUCCAAAACCCUAGACGAUCUGGACUCCAAGCUCAAAGCCCUCAAGCUCAAAUACCCUUCUUCUCAAAACCCUAAUUCCAAGUACUCCGUCAAGCUCUACCUCCAUGUCGGUGGCAACACUCCCAAAGCCAAAUGGGUCGUCUCCGAUAAACUCACUUCCUAUCAAUUUGUCAAGAAAAACGAUGAUUAUGAUGAUGAUGAAGAAGAAGAUGGGUCUGGCCGUGGAGGUGAGAAUUGUUGGGUUUUGAAAGUGGGUUUGAAGAUUCGAGCUAGGGUUUCGACCGAUAUGCAAUUGAAGAUGUUUGGUGAUCAGCGACGGGUCGAUUUCCUGUGGAAUGGAGUUUGGGCGUUGAAGUUUUUUGGGGAUGAAGAGUAUCGGAGUUUCGUGACUGAAUUUCAGGAUUGUUUGUUUGAGAAUGUGUAUGGAUUGAAGGCAAUUGAUGAGAACAAGGUUAAGAUUUAUGGUAAGGAAUUCAUGGGGUGGGUGAAGCCGGAAUCGGCGGACGAUUCGAUGUGGGAAGAUGCCGAUGAUGGAGUGUGGAAGAGCCCGGAAAAAACGUCGGUGAGGGCCAGUCAGGAUUUGCUUGAGGAAUUUGAGGAGGCAGCGACCGGAGGAGGGAUACAGAGCUUGGCUUUGGGAGCAUUGGAUAAUAGUUUCUUGGUGAAUGAUUCGGGUGUUCAGGUUGUGAAGAAUUUUAGCCAUGGAAUUCAUGGUAAAGGUGUGUAUGUGAAAUUCGACAAUGGGGGUCAGAUGGGUAGUUCUAGCGCAGCGAAAUCGACUCCAAAGAAGGCGCUUUUGAUGAGAGGUGAGACUAAUAUGCUCCUUAUGAGUCCAUUGAAGGAAGGGAAGCCCCACUCCACGGGGCUACACCAAUUGGAUAUUGAGACGGGGAAGAUUGUCACACAAUGGAAAUUCGAAAAGGAUGGAACUGAUAUUACUAUGAGAGAUAUUACAAAUGAUACAAAAGGGUCGCAAUUGGAUCCUUCAGAAUCAACUUUCUUGGGGUUGGAUGAUAAUAGGCUUUGUCAAUGGGAUAUGCGCGAUAGGAAAGGAAUGGUUCAGAAUAUUGCUUCUGCGAAUUCGCCAGUAUUGCAAUGGACACAAGGACAUCAAUUCUCAAGGGGGACGAAUUUUCAGUGCUUUGCGACAACUGGUGAUGGGUCCAUUGUUGUUGGGUCAAUUGAUGGGAAAAUUCGGUUGUAUUCGAAGACUUCAAUGAGGCAAGCAAAGACUGCUUUUCCAGGGCUUGGUUCGCCUAUCACCCAUGUUGAUGUUACAUAUGAUGGGAAAUGGGUAUUGGGCACGACAGACACUUAUUUGAUUCUUAUCUGCACACUAUUUACUGACAAAGAUGGGAGGACAAAGAAUGGUUUUGGUGGUCGAAUGGGCAAUAAAAUUCCAGCUCCGAGAUUAUUGAAGCUUACUCCCGUAGAUUCGCAUAUGUCUGGGACAGACAAUAAGUUCCAAGGAGGCCAAUUCUCAUGGGUCACUGAGAAUGGUAAACAAGAGCGACACCUGGUUGCAACAGUGGGAAAAUUCAGUGUGAUUUGGAAUUUUCAGCAGGUGAAGAACAGUGGUCAUGAGUGCUACCAGAAUCAGCAGGGCCUUAAGAGCUGCUAUUGUUACAAGAUUGUGUUGAAGGAUGAGUCCAUUGUUGAUAGUCGGUUCAUGCACGACAGAUUUGCUGUUAGCGACUCUCCAGAAGCCCCCCUCGUCGUAGCAACCCCCAUGAAAGUUACUUCUUUCAGCAUGUCUGGAAAGCGAUGACAUUGUGAAAGUUGCUUCUUUCUGUAUCUCUGGCUAGAGAUGAUUUUGUGAAAGCUUUGUCAUCUCUAGUGUGUUGGAUAGUUCUGUGCAUAUGAACUAGCUCUUUGGUAGUGUACCCCACUGAUUGUUUGAUUUGUUUCGUCUUUGAGUUGAUGUUGGUUUCUUGUCUUUCUGUGGUUGUAGUUACAUGUUUCUACAAUAAUGUUGAUAUUGAAGGCUCUUCUUCAAGAUUUGGAAGUUGUGGUGGUUGUUUAUGCCGUGUGAAUUUGAGAUUUGUUUGUUAUCUGUUAUAAGCUCAUGAAGUUGUGGUAGUUGUUUAUGUCGUGUGAAUUUGAGAUUUGUUUCCCA